AUGGCUCAGCGUAUCAUAACCUUUGCGGCCCUCCUAUCUAGCGUCGCAGGGCAGUCAGGUGGUAUUCAGAGAGGUCUCCAGUAUGGCGAGAACUGGGCACCUACCACCAAAGACUCUGACCUCGUAUCGGCCAAUUUCCCUGAUAUCAACAUCACACUCCGAUCCCCGGCGUUCUUGAACCCUGGAAAGGUACCCGCGCGCUUCUCCAACGGCACGGAGGGUCCGACUGAUGACAUUGAACUCGACUACUUCAUUCGCAAUCUAGCUCAGAAGCAUGACUGGAUGACCUAUGAAUCAGCGGCUUUUCAAUCCGAAGAAGGCCGUGCGAUUCCAUAUGUCUUCUUAUCCCUGCCAAACACCAACUCGAGCAGCGACAAGCUACGCAUCUACCUCCAAGCCGCAAUCCACGGUAAUGAGCCCGCUGCCGACGAGUCUGUUCUUGCAUUUUUAGGCAAGAUGGAUGCCGAGCCUUCGUGGGCCAAGUCAAUAUUGGAGAAGAUUGACAUCAAGAUCCUUCCUAGGUAUAACGUCGAUGGUGUUGCAUAUUUCCAGAGACAAUUGGCGUCCAAUCUUGAUCCUAACCGAGAGCAUCUGAAGCUCAUGCGUGGUCAAUCUAGAGAGAUCAAACGAGUUGUCGGUGAAUGGAAUCCCCACAUUGCUCUUGACAUGCACGAGUUCACCGCACCGACCAUAUACGGCGGCCACUACCAACACGGCGCCGACUCUCUGCUGUCCGGCGGCAUCAACCCCAAUAUUCAUCCCAAGAUUCGCGAGCAGCUACUCGACUUCUUCAUCCCAGCUGUAGGGGAGGAACUUGAGUCUCACGGCCUCCGGUGGGAGCCAUAUGUUACUGGGCCUUCCAACCGCACUGAAGGUUCACGCAUUCGCUUCACUGAAGCUGUGACCGAGGCACGCACGGGCCGUAAUGCCGUCGGGCUGACACAAACGAUCUCAUUUCUCCUCGAGAUGCGGGGUAUUCGUAUCGCCAAUCAGCAUUUCCAACGUCGUGUUGCAACGGCUCUUAUCAAGAUCCAGUCCAUUCUUGAGUUAGCGAGAGAUAAUGCUGAGAAGGUCAAGUCUGUUGUUGAGGAUGCGCGUGAUGAAUUCAUCAACAGCGAUGAAGACAUUGUCAUCACAGACUCCUACGUCCCAGAGAACAGGACAUUUACCAUGGUCGAUACUCGCAACGGCAGCGUGGUCCAAGUGCCGAUCGACUUCCAGCGGACUACCCCAUCCAUUGCCAAUCUCACCAGGUCCAGACCCGAAGCUUAUGUGAUUCCACGAACUUGGUCCGAUGUUGCAAAGAGACUCGAAAUCCUGGGCCUGAAAGUUGAGAGAAUGAACUACGAGUUUAGACGAACCUUGGAAACUUUGACUAUUGAGUCUUCCGUUGUUGAACCUGGGCUGUAUGAAGGGGCGUACCUCAACACCGUCAUCACCAACUCAACCAGUCGAGAGGUGGUACUACCGGUCGGAAGCUAUUACGUUAGCACGAGGCAACAAAAUGCAGCUUUGGCCUUUAUCGCACUUGAGCCGGAGAAUAUUGAUAGCUACGUCAAGUUCAACAUCAUUCCGGUUGAAGCGGGGAUGGAGUAUCCUGUAUUCAGAAUUCCACGGGAAUGA
Fusarium oxysporum Fo47 is the source of this 1623-nucleotide messenger RNA. RefSeq lists its product as uncharacterized. The transcript is spliced from 3 exons. Gene Ontology annotation, molecular function: zinc ion binding; metallocarboxypeptidase activity. The record is from RefSeq and is a predicted model, not a curated record. The coding region runs from base 1 to 1623 and encodes 540 amino acids. Gene Ontology annotation, biological process: proteolysis. NCBI's taxonomy places the organism in Eukaryota, Fungi, Ascomycota, Sordariomycetes, Hypocreales, Nectriaceae.